AUGCUCUCCACCACCCCUGGUGCUUACACCCUUGUGGCACUAAGUGAGCAUCCUUAUGACAUUGGAGGUAGUCAUAAGGCGGGCAUAAGAUUGUUGAAGGAUAAUCUGCGUCUCCGAGAGAAAGGAAUUCCCGGGGACAGUACGAACAUGCGGGGCCGUUCGUAUUGCGCAUCGAUGUAA
Prunus armeniaca (apricot) is the source of this 180-nucleotide messenger RNA. NCBI's taxonomy places the organism in Eukaryota, Viridiplantae, Streptophyta, Magnoliopsida, Rosales, Rosaceae. The record is from the annotation of a GenBank genome assembly.